CGUGUCACGUGACGGGGGAAAUAGGGAGGCUCUUGUGUUUACAUCAAUGCAUUCAACAGCGGCCGCUGCAGACCGUCUACUCAUCAAUGUUUUGCUUUCAUUUCCUUGAAAACGAGCUUGCGAAUCGGCAGACACGGUAGUUCCGACCCCGUCCGAGCACAACACCGCUGCGUGAAACAGAGCGCGCGCCUGCUGCAGCUGUGAUCGGUUGUGUAUUAAAUUACUGGCAUCAUGGACGAGCUCGCGGUGGAAGUGCGAGGAGCGAGUGGAGCUUUCUACAAGGCUUAUAUUAAGGAUGUUCAUGAGAGUACUGUCACAGUGGCUUUUGAGAACAAUUGGCAGCCAGAACGACAGAUUUCUUUCCAGGAUGUUCGGUUUCCACCUCCAACCGGCUUUCAGAAAGAAAUAAAUGAGAGCGAUGAAGUGGAGGUGUACUCCAGGGCUAACGAUAAGGAACCCUGUGGAUGGUGGCUAGCCAAAGUUCGCAUGGUGAAAGGAGAAUUUUACGUGAUAGAAUAUGCAGCCUGUGAUGCCACCCUAAAUGAAAUCGUCACAUUAGAGAGGCUACGACCUGUGAACCCCAACAAAGCAGCGUCAAAGAACACCUUUCUCAAAACCAGACUAGAUAUUCCUGAAGACUUGAGACAGAUGUGUGCAAAAGACUCAGCACAUAAAGACUUCAAAAAAGCUAUUGGAGCGUUUAAUGUCACUUACGACUCGGAAGAAAAGCAGUUGGUUAUUUUGUCUGUUAAUGAGGUUACAGCAAAGCGAAUAUCCAUGUUGAGUGACAUGCACUUCAGGAGUCUGCGCACAAAGCUGGCGCUGAUGCUGAGGAAUGAGGAAGCAACCAGACAGCUGGAGAGCUCUCGGCAGCUGGCCUCAAGGUUUCAUGAACAGUUUGUGGUGCGGGACGACCUCAUGGGAUUGGCCAUUGGCACCCAUGGAGCAAACAUCCAGCAAGCCAGAAAGAUUCCUGGAGUCACAACCAUCGAUCUCGAUGAAGAGACCUGCACGUUUCACAUCUACGGAGAGGACCAGGAGGCUGUACGGAAGGCCCGAAGCUACCUGGAAUCAGAAGAUGUUAUCAAAGUUCCUAGGAAUUUAGUCGGAAAAGUCAUUGGCAAGAGUGGGAAGCUGAUUCAAGAGGUUGUGGAUAAAUCGGGUGUUGUCAGAGUACGAGUGGAACCUGAAAAUGACAAAAAGCCUUCUCCAUUAGAGGAGGGUAUGGUGCCAUUUGUGUUUGUGGGGACAAAGGAGAGCAUUUCUAAUGCACGUAUUCUGCUGGACUACCAUCUGAACUAUUUAAAGGAGGUUGAUCAGCUACGAAUGGAGAGACUGCAGAUCGAUGAGCAGCUUAGACAGAUCGGUGGAGGACCCAGAGCUCUGCCGGGACGACCCGAGAAAGAAAAACCCUUCAUGGCUGAUAAUGGAAUGGGACCCUCGCGAGGUGGAGGCAAACCCUUUGGUCGAGGAGGACGAGGGAGACGAGGCCCAACGCUGGCAUCAGGCACCAACUCAGAGGCGUCUAAUGCAUCUGAGACCGAAUCGGACCACAGAGAUGAGCUCAGUGACUGGUCUCUGGCCCCCACAGAUGAGGAGUCUAUGGGUUAUCCCAAAAGGGCCCCUGAUGGACGCAAAAGGGGUGGGGGGCCCCGCGGUCGUGGGGGGAGAGGAAGAGGAGGAUACAAAACUGAGGACAUGCACUGGAAUGAUUCCCGCUCCCGUAGUUCCAGAGACUCCAAGCUACGACCCCAGGAAGAGUCACUGCAGAUCCGCAUCGACAGCAAUAACGAGAGGAGCAUCCACACCAGCCGAAGCUCUCAAGCUAUGGCAGGAGACAGCGGAGGGAAUAGACAGAGACCCAUAAAGGAACGAGCGAUGAAAAAAGAAAAGCAGGACGGCUCCGACAGCCAGGCCGUAGUGAAUGGCGUUUCGUAGAGAAUAAUGCGCCCCCCUACCCCUCAUUCUCCCACUCAGCUCCACCAAUCCAGAUGCUUCUUCAUUAGAGACACAUUAGGCCAAAGAGAACCAGGUCAGUAGGGCUGUCGCAAGACAUGACAUAAAGCACACUUUGUAAUUGUUAGCGGGGUUAAAAGACGAGGUCUCUUGGUGUACAGUGUGUUGAAUUUGGUAGUCUUCACGGAUUAGAGAGACCGGUCUCUAAAUCUCAACUGAAGCUACAGGUUUUCUAAUUGACUUUCUAAAUAACUACCUAAAGAAGCUGUGGAUAAAAUGUCUCUCAAAAAUGGAAUAAAAAACGAAAAGAGCUUUUUCCAAGAAAUUGGUUUUUAAAGUUUGUUUUCCACAAUGUCCAAAAAAGGGAAAGAAACACAUUGGAGGAUGAACUCAAGCGCUCUGCGCCCAAGUUUAUGCCACAUCUCAUGGCAUACAUUGUUUUUAUGCGCUUUGGUGUCCAUGGUUACUCGAGCCCAUUCUGAUGUGAGAUCUUAACCACAUCAUUAGCAAAAAAACAAAGAAAAAAAAACAACAAAAAAAAGUAAAACAUAAAAAAAAAAUGCUCCUGUCUGGAUCUGUGCCUUUAACUAGUGUGGAUAGAAUCAUAAUUUGGAUGUUUAAAUCAGGGAAGAAGACGUGAACAACACCUGUCACCUGAGCAGAGUUUGUUGCAAUCUCAGCCGACAACUUUCAAAACAAACAAAAAAAAAAAGGUGUUUCUUUUAUUUUCUGUGCUGCAUGUAUUUCACAAACAUUUUGUAUGUCUGAAAAGCAGGAUUGGAAAUCGAUUUUGCCAUAGCUGAAUUGUGAGUAGUAAAGGUAUUAACCUAACUAAACUAGUCAACUGUGGAAGUCAUCAUUUGUAACCAACCACCCAGUGAUGAAUAUCAACGCUUAUUCAACGAUUAAAGCAUUACUGAAGAUUAAUUUGACGUAAAGCAUAUCUUUGCAUUCUAGAACAAUUGUUUUUUUUGUUGUUUUCAAUAGAGGUAGCAAAGCAGUUUCCUUUAAACAAAAUGUCUUUUGUUUUUUACUUGUUUUACCUCCAUCAUGAUCUAAAGGUGAAUUUGCUCAGAUGUUUUCUCACAAACAGGGUGGAAAUGCUCAAUUUUAUUAUUUUUUUCUUUGUAGUUGUUUUUUUGUUCAUGCUGGCCACAGUAAACUGCCAUCUUUCCUGCUGUAUUUUUCAGCAUCAGGUGUGAAGCACUUAUAUCAGAUUAUCUCUGUACCAUUGUCUUUGUCCUAACAAUGGCUCAUCAUAGACUGAAAAUGUUGAACUGUGGGGUUGCAUACUGUAUAUUACGUCAUCCGUUAAGAGAUUGUUGCUGUUCUUUUUAGAUUGAACUUUAAAUGUGCACUUAUCAUGUUUGUGUUACUCUGCAAGUACUUUAUAAUCUAUAAACCUAUAAUAAACUAGAAUGUGAUAAGACUUCUUCAGCAGGUGAAUCACAUGUAUGCUGUCAACAUAACUAAACUGAAGUUUAGAUCUCUUCGCUAAUUUUGAGUCUACUGUACUUUUGCAGCUUCGAGAGGGACGAGAUUUGGCAGGAAACACAACGUUAACUUUGAUAUGAGAAGAAAAAAAAACCGUCUGUCUUAUCCGAUUAGUGCUUGUGCAUUAAACUUUAGUUUACAUUUUUGAGAAGACGCAAUGCUGUUCUGAACCCACGAUUAUUUCGAAAUCUACUGUGACGGUAAACAUGGUAGUUUUUUUUGUUGUUUGUUUCUGCUUUCCUUUUGACUGUACAGCAAGAAAACCAGUCGGUUGUAUCCUCUUUGCUCCUUUUUCUUAACGACUCUUUUUCUUUUUAUGCUCGCUAGUCAAAUAUCCAGCUCUACCUGUUAAGCUUACACCAGUUUCAAAGUGGUUUUGCUUGGAUCAGUGUCCUGUGAAAACCAAACGGAAGGGGCUACGUUUCACGUGAAAUGUAAAAAGAACCUGUGACUGGCAGAGGAUUUGCAGCUCUGUGGGAUGGGAAUGAUAAACCACUCGGAACGGGGCGUCCUGGCUGCGUCCGGCCCCCUUUUAAAAUUUAGCCUUUAUUUGGAAAUAAGGUGUUAAAAUGGUUUACGCUCAGUAUUUUAAAAAAAACCUGCACGUCUGCGGCAGGCAGUAAACUGGCAAGAUGGCGGAGUCCACCAGUCUGUUAAGAAAAAAUAAUGAUAAAAAAAUAAAUAAAAACUUUGAAGUGUUGCCAAACAGACUGUUUUCUAGUUAUUUAUUUUUUGGAAUGUAAAUGAAAAAUGAUAAAUUGUAAAACCAUCUCUUGCACACAUCGUUAGGCUAUUGUGAUUUGAAUAAAGAGCUGAAAAGGAAAAAAAAACAUUCAAAAAAAACAUGAAAUACUGUAGAUACUGAACCGAGGUAGACUGACCUUGUAUGUUACUGCACUUUGGGUAAUAAUUUCUUUGUACAUAAUAGCAGAACAGACUGGGUUUUAUGUUGACAUUGUUUGGUUAUAGUGCAAUAUAUUUUGUAUGCAAGCAGUUUCAAUAAAUAAAGGUUGAUCUUCCUCUGCAA
Messenger RNA from Danio aesculapii, 4477 nucleotides. It is a transcript of the gene fmr1, whose product is annotated as fragile X messenger ribonucleoprotein 1. Gene Ontology annotation, biological process: regulation of filopodium assembly; anterograde axonal transport; regulation of translation at postsynapse, modulating synaptic transmission. Lineage: Eukaryota; Metazoa; Chordata; Actinopteri; Cypriniformes; Danionidae. The record is from RefSeq and is a predicted model, not a curated record. Gene Ontology annotation, cellular component: nucleus; neuronal cell body; presynapse. Gene Ontology annotation, molecular function: mRNA 3'-UTR binding; protein homodimerization activity; translation regulator activity.